AUGGGGCAAAUUCAUCGCAAAAAACGCAAUCACCAUGCACGUCGAGAUGUAUCACGAGCGGCUCGAACUCGAGCGCGCAAACUCGAUUACGAUCAACGUCAUGAGAAUGCUACAGACGAAGCGAAGCGGCAAUCGUUAGAAGCUCCUACUGAGCUGGACCCUGAAAAGGCCGGUCUCGGCAUGUUUUAUUGUGUGGAGUGUGACCGACAUUUUCCCAACAUGAAUGACCGAAACGCACACGUUGCUAGCAAGCAGCAUAAACGUAUUGCUAAAAAAGUGUUGACAGAAAAGCCCUACACCCAUGAAGAGGCACUUCGUGGCGCUGGCAUUGGUGUCGAUCAUCGCCAACGCAAUUCUGACAAGAUCGAAACGGAGCUGUAA
Messenger RNA from Malassezia globosa CBS 7966, 381 nucleotides. RefSeq lists its product as uncharacterized. The record is from RefSeq and is a predicted model, not a curated record. The coding region runs from base 1 to 381 and encodes 126 amino acids. NCBI's taxonomy places the organism in Eukaryota, Fungi, Basidiomycota, Malasseziomycetes, Malasseziales, Malasseziaceae. The transcript has 2 exons.